AACUUACCACAAGUACUAUUUAACAAAACGAGAUGGUGGUCUUCUGUUACUUGUCUCAAGUCCUUAGUACCGAUAACCGGAGAACAUAAAAAAUGACACUUAAAAAAGGUCAAUGGCUAUCGAUUGCCGGUUUGUUUUGUUCGAUCUUACCGAUCUCAGCUUCCGUGAUUGACGCCCCGCGUAAUAAUGUGGUGUCUAAUCAGUGUAUGAGUGAAGCUUGUGCUGAAGAGCGUUUGGAGACCGUCUCGCGGAUAAUGAGGUACCGCAACGAAAAAGUGAACCCUUGUGACAAUUUCUACCAAUUUGCCUGCGGAAGGUACAGAAAAACCGACAAAUCUAACGAUUAUGCUCAUCUGAUCGCUCUCAAGCACGAUUUCAUCGAAAAGCUUAUCAAAAAAGGGAUUUCUUCCGACUUUAAGCCUUACAAACUCAUCGACAACAUCUACAAGACAUGUAUGAACAGAGAACAAAUGGGCCAGCAAGCUCUUCAACUGAUGGCAGGAAUCAUCAAAAGCCUCGGAAACUGGCCAAUCUUGGACCCCAAUUGGUCUGAAGAGAACUUCGACUGGAUAGAAUUUACCAGCAACGCAAAAAAAGCUGGGUACAAUAUAAAUUACUUCCUAGAUUGGGCGCCACAGCGUCUCGCUCGUGACAAUCAAAGGAUCCUUCGUUACUCCGUUAGGAUGGCGCCGUCCUACUUUGACUACGCAAUGGAAGCAAAGACUAUCAUCAAAAGAGAGAUGUAUGCGGAUUAUAUGUUAAAAAUCGCCGGCCAAUUGGGAGCAGACAUUGGUAACGUCAUUCAGGAGCUGAACGAAGCCUUUCUGUUCGAAAACAAGCUGUAUGACAUCAUUUCCGGCAACAAGUGGAGUAAAACUGAUGACAUCAGCUUGGAAGAUUUGAAAAAACAGUGGCCUAGUAUCGACUGGAGCAGAUUCAUCGACAAAACUCUGAUUCCUUUUGUGGAAACUAACGAGGAUCCGAUUUUCACCGUGCGGAACGCUACCUCUUUAACGGAAUUCGCUCUGUUGAUGGGGAAGACUCCCAAGCGUGUGCAAGCUAACUAUGCUGUCUGGAAGCUGAUCCAAUCCUCGGUUCCAUACUUGCCUGAGGAGUUCCGGAGAACUAGGAAGAUGUUCCUGAAACUUGUAGGCUACCCUGAGGAGCCGCUCAGUAGUGAGUGUGCUCAGAUAGUCAUGACGAAUGUCAAGUACGCGGUGAUCAAUCUGUACCUGGAUCAUUAUCAAAGCAGCCAAGGGACUAUUGAGAACAUGGUCACUGCGUUGAGCAACCAAAUGAUCAGGAUGAUCAGAGAAUCUGAUCUGGAUGACGAAGCUAAGCGUGAGGGGAUCAAGGCUAUCACUGAGAUGUCUGUUGUCUUUGGAACCUCGGAGAAGCUUUCUAUCUCCAAGGAGUUGAAGAGGUUCUACGCUGACGCGCUUGUGGUCAAGAACAACUUCUUGCAGACGCUUCUGAACCUCAAUGUCUUCAGGAUGAAGAAGGACUACAGUAGCAAGGUCUUCUCUGAAGUUAUACAGCAUGAGUUUAACUCUAAUGAUCAAGCUCUUCCGGAGUACUUCGAUGGUCGUCUAUAUAUCCAGGUCCCGAUGAUUCCUAGCCCCCUGUUCAACAACAACAGACCAAUGUACAUGAACUUUGGGGCCGGAGGAUCCUACAUAGCUAUGACAAUCGCGGAAGCGAUUGUCGACCUGGGAAGGAACUCUUCCGGGAAGCUUAGGGAGCAAGCUGAGUGCUUCUCGCAUCUGUAUGAUGACCUGGAACGAACGAAUUUUACCAAUGAUAGCGAAGAUGAAGUCCUAAGGAAUAUGAUUACCCAGUACAUUGGGUUACGUGCUGCCUGGACCACUUAUCAGAGUUGGGUAGCCAAGUACGGAACUGAACCAGCUUUAGAAGGAAUCCCUUACUCUCAAGAGCAGCUCUUUUGGAUAUCUUUCGCUCAGUCGUUCUGCUCCGAGUACAAGAAAUCCAAUGAUCCUCUUGAUGGUGGCUCUUUUGGCCAAGGUGUCGUUGACUAUAAGAUGAUGAAGAUUCUAUCAAAUAUUCCCGAAAUUUCAGCGGACUUUCAGUGUCCUUAUGGGUCUAGGCUUAAUCCUGUUAAGAGAUGUUCUUGGUUGUCCAAGAUGGAACACAAUCCAUUUCAAAAGUUCAACGAGCGUGUCUUGCUCUUAGCUGUGAUAGGAUUCAUCAGCUUCCUUCCAAGCUCUUCCAGCCAGCCGUCUGAUUUAGCAGCCCGAGUGAUGAAAUAUCGCGACAGCAGCAUCAAUCCUUGCGAUAACUUCUACGCAUUCGCCUGUGGAGGCUUCACGGAAACCGACAAGGCUGAUGACUACCACCUAGGAGCGAUGGCUACUAAGAACAUGAAGAAGCUGAUCCAGAAGGGAACUGCUUCUAAUGCCAAACCAUACAAGCUGAUUGAUGACAUCUACAAGACCUGCGUCAACAAGAAUGCAAGAGGACAGCAAGCUUUAGAGCUGAUAAAGAAGAUCAUCAAGAGUUUGGGGAACUGGCCGGUGUUGGAAGGUGAUAAGUGGAAGGAAGAUGACUUCAAUUGGGUUGAUUUCACUGGCAAUGCCAAGAAGGUUGGUUACAACAUCAAUUACUUCCUGGAUUGGGAACCAAAGCGUCAUGGACUAUCAAAAUUUGAAUACGUUCUCGAGAUGUCUCCAACUGCCAUCGAAUCCUUUAUGGCGAAGAAACCUUCGCAGAAGCAAAUUUACAUGGAAUAUAGAUUAAAGAUAGCCGAACUUUUGGGAGCAACUGGAACCUUUGCUAAAGACAUGGCAGAAGCAUUAGACUUUGAAGGGAAGUUACUGAAUAUAAGUACCAAAAAGUGUCAAAUGAGCAAUUUCACUAUCCAAGAGCUCCAGCAAAAGUGGCCCAGUAUUAAUUGGAUCGAAUUCGUUGGGAAAACUCUGACACCUUUCACGGAGGCGAACAAGCCUCUAUUGAUGGUUUCGGAUCCUGCUGCUCUCACGGAACUCGUUGAUAUUUUAGCCAAGACUCCGAAACGCGUGCAAGCUAGCUACGCGAUCUGGAAGAUUGUCCAGUAUUCAGUUCCUUAUUUGACUGAAGAGUUCAGGGAUGUACAGAAGAAGUUCUAUCAGGUAGUUGGGUAUCUUGAGGAGCCUCUAGAGGAUUCUUGCGUUGAAAUGGUCAAGAAGUAUGCAGGGAUCGCUUUGCAGUAUCUUCAUUUGAGCCAGUAUCAGAGCAGCCAGGUGACAGUCAGAAAAAUGGUCGAGUAUAUUCAGAACGCGAUGAUAAAAAUGGUGGAAAGUUCGAAAACCAUGGAUGGUGUGACUAAAGAUAAGGGUGUCAAAGCUGUCAAGGGAACUCCAGUGACCAUUGGACCGAUGGAGGAAUUGAUUAUUCCUGAAGGGUUGGAAAGAUACUACGUAGGUGCGCGAGUUGUGGAAGAUAACUUACUGCAGACGGUCUUGAACUUGAAUUUGGUCAAAAUAAAGAAACCUUCUUCGUGUGUUGAUUCAGAGGAGCCAGGGAUCCCGGAUGUUGUAGAGGGUCGCUUACACGUUCCAACUACCAUGAUUCCCGGACCCUUCUUCAAUGAAACCCGACCAAUGUACAUGAAUUUCGGCGCUAGUGGCACUUAUAUCUCUACCGGACUCGCCGACUUUUUCUUCCCCAGAGAAAAUCGGAAUCAAGAUUCUGUAAAAAAACAGCUCGAAUGUUUCCAACACUACUACGAUGACCUAUCUUCCGAGACAAAGCGAAAAAACCUCCAACGCAAUAGAUUCCAUGAAGACCUGAUAGUCCAGCGUCUUGGAUUCCGCAAUUCAUGGGCCGCUUACAGGACCUACGCCGCCCAACAUGGCGCAGAACCUUCUCUUCCAGGGUUGCCUUACAGCGUAGACCAAUUGUUCUGGAUAUCCUUCGCGCAGUCAACUUGCUCACAAUACUACGAGCUGAAGGAACAAAGAGACAUCAACAACAACCGAUUCAAUGCUGUUGAGUACAUGAUGACGAAGGUCCUGUCCACUGUUCCCGAGAUUUCAGAGGCUUUCCAAUGUCCUCUUGGUUCUACUCUUAAUCCUCUUCACAAAUGCGCUUGGUAGUUUUAUAUUGAUGAAAUCUAGAGUGUAUUUCAUGUAAUCAGCUUUUAGAAUUUUAAAUAAACGAUGCAACUGUU
This is a messenger RNA of Cotesia glomerata, 4165 nucleotides long. RefSeq lists its product as uncharacterized. Bases 93 to 4091 code for a protein of 1332 amino acids. The record is from RefSeq and is a predicted model, not a curated record. Gene Ontology annotation, molecular function: metalloendopeptidase activity. The transcript has 14 exons. Gene Ontology annotation, cellular component: plasma membrane. NCBI's taxonomy places the organism in Eukaryota, Metazoa, Arthropoda, Insecta, Hymenoptera, Braconidae. Gene Ontology annotation, biological process: protein processing.